Messenger RNA from Coregonus sp. 'balchen', 13510 nucleotides. NCBI's taxonomy places the organism in Eukaryota, Metazoa, Chordata, Actinopteri, Salmoniformes, Salmonidae. The record is from the annotation of a GenBank genome assembly.
AUGUUCCCGCCGUCCUUCAGCCUGAAGAAGUUGUGUAAGUUCUGUGAUGUGGAGUCUUCGUCCUGCAACGGGACAGGAAGCUGCCUCUCCAACUGUUCCAUCACCGCUAUCUGUCCCCAGGAGGAGGAGGUCUGCAUCACCAUCUGGUAGGGUUACAGUGGAGAGGGGGGGGUCUGUCUCCAUCUGGUAGGGUUACAGUGGAGAGGGGGGGUCUGUCUCCAUCUGGUAGGGUUACAGUGGAGAGGGGGGUCUGUCUCCAUUUCUGGGGGGGGGGGGGUCUGUCUCCAUCUGGUAGGGUUACAGUGGAGAGGGGGGGUCUGUCUCCAUCUGGUAGGGUUACAGUGGAGAGGGGGGGGGUCUGCAUCACCAUCUGGUAGGGUUACAGUGGAGAGGGGGGGUCUGCUCAUCUCUGUCAGUAUGUGUCUCCAUCGUCUGGGGUGGUGGUCUCCAUCUCAUGUCUGUGUGGUUCACAUCUCUGUGAGGGUGGUCUCCAUCCCGUCUGGUGUGUCUCCACUCUGUGUCGUGGUGUGUCUCAUCUCUCUGUGUGGGUCUCAUCUCUCUUCUGGUGGUGUUCCAUAUCUUGUCUGUGUGUGUCUCCAUCUCUAUCGUAGGGGUGGUCUCCAUCUCUCUGCGGUGUGUCUCCAUCACUCUGUUGUGGGUUCCAAAUCGUCGUGGGGUCUCCAUUCUCUGUCUGGUCUGUUCCAUCUGUCGUAGGGGGUGUGUCUCAUCUCUGGUGUGUGUGUCUCCAUCACUCUCUGUCUGGGGUGUGUGUCUCAUCCCGUCUGUGUGUGUCUCCAUCUCUCUGUCUGUGUGCGUCUCCAUCUCUCUGUCUGGUGUGUCUCCAUCUCUCUGUCUGUGUGUGUCUCCAUCUCUCUGUCUGUGUGUGUCUCCAUCUCUCUGUUGUGUGUGUCUCCAUCUCUCUUCUGUGUGUGUCUCCAUCUCUCUGUCUGUGUCUGUCUCCAUCUCUCUGUCAGUGUGUGUCUCCAUCUCUCUGUCUGUGUGUGUCUCCAUCUCUCUGUCUGUGUGUGUCUCCAUCUCUCUGUCUGUGUGUGUCUCCAUCUCUCUGUCUGUGUGUGUCUCCAUCUCUCUGUCUGUGUGUGUCUCCAUCUCUCUGUCUGUGUGGUCUCCAUCUCUCUGUCUGUGUGUGUCUCCAUCUCUCUGUCUGUGUGUGUCUCCAUCUCUCUGUCUGUGUGUGUCUCCAUCUCUCUGUCUGUGUCUGUUCUCCAUCUCUCUGUCAUGUGUGUGUCUCCAUCUCUCUGUCUGUGUGUGUCUCCAUCUCUCUGUCUGUGUGUGUCUCCAUCUCUCUGUCUGUGUGUGUCUCCAUCUCUCUGUCUGUGUGCGUCUCCAUCUCUCUGUCUGUGUGUGUCUCCAUCUCUCUGUCUGUGUGUGUCUCCAUCUCUCUGUCUGUGUGUGUCUCCAUCUCUCUGUCAGUGUGUCUUAUGAUCUUUCUGUCAUUGUGUCUUACGAUCUUUCUGUCUGUGUGUGUCUCCAUCUCUCUGUCUGUGUGUGUCUCCAUCUCUCUGUCUGUGUGUGUCUCCAUCUCUCUGUCUGUGUCUGUGCAUGUUUCUGUGUCUGUCUGUCUGUCUGUCUGUCUGUCUGUCUGUCUGUCUGUCUGUCUGUCUGUCUGUCUGUCUGUCUGUCUGUCUGUCUGUCUGUCUGUCUGUCUGUCUGUCUGACACUCUCUCCAUAUCUCCAGGAGGAAGAAUGAAGGUAACUACAGCAUUGAGACUCUGUGUCAUGACCCCUCCAAGCCUCUGUACGGUGUGGAGCUGGAUGACUACAACAGUUCUACGUGUGCCAUGAAGGAGAAGAAGAGUUCUGGAGGACCAUUCUUUAUCUGCUCCUGUACUGAAGAGGAGUGUAAUGAUAACCUGUCCUUCACUCCCAGUGAGUACCUUACACACACUGGGGCAAUCCAUUCAUUUCAUCAAGUUAUUCUGUUGCAUUUAAUCAUUCACCCGUUAACUCAUCAAUCCAUUGAGUCGUCCAAUCGUAUCAUUUACACAGCUGACAAUUACAGCUGAAACAUUGGCUAACGCUGUAAGAAACCAGUGAGUAACAGUGUCAUUGGCACUGGUUUAGAAACUUUACAGGAAAGGAAACAGCUAUUCUCUUUAUAGUUAUACCGUAAGGGUUUCUAUAGAUGCUCUUAUCCAGAGCGACUUGCAGAAGCAAUUUGGGUUAGAUGUCCUUGCUCAAGGGCACGUCGGCAGUACUGCAGGAUAGAACAGGCUGUUGUAUUAGUUUCAGAGUGGAGAUGAUGUGGGACAGCGAUCCUCUCCUUCCUCGCUACAGGAAGACCAACUACACUGUCUACUGUGUUAUAGAUUGAGAGACUUCCAUGCUCCUGAGGUUGAGGUAGAUAGUGGAGAAUAGUGUGGGAGGCCUUGCUACUCCAGCCCUGUGAGAGGUAGAGGUUGAGGUAGAUAGUGGAGAAUAGUGUGGGGGCCUUGCUACCCCAGCCCUGUGAGAGGUAGAGGUUGAGGUAGACAGUGUAGUGUAGUGUGGUGUGGGGCAUGUGGGGCCGCGCAGGAGAUCUCAGACAUGUGGUUUCCUGUCUGUUCUUGAACUCAAGGAGCAGAAACAUAGAGAGAGAGAGAAGAUAUAUAGAGAGAGAGAGAGAGAGAGCUAGAGAGAUCCGAGAGAUCCAUAAAAAGGAAAAAAGGGGGAGGGAGGGAGGGAGAGAACUCAGACAGUCAUGCCUCAGUUUAUUCAUUGUAUUUAAUACUCCAGGCCUGGCAGGGAUGCCCCUGUUCAAUCCAAGUGUUUUAUUUACUGGGUUUUAACGUUGCUUUAUAUAGUCCAAGGACACCCUCGUCUCACCGGUUGUCACGACUUCCUCCGAAGCUGCCUCCUCUCCUUGUUCGGGCAGGUUUCGUUGUUCGGUGUUCGUCGUCACCGGCCUUCUAGCCAUGACAUUCUGGUGUAUUCCGCUACGCGCGCUGACCAUGUGUCCCUGGUUCGCAGAGUGCUGGGCCGACUGUUGGAGCAUGACCUAUAUGCCAAGGCAGAAAAGUGUCUGUUCUUCCAACAGUCUGUCUCCUUCCUCGGAUACCACAUCACCACCUUCGGUGUGGAGAUGGAGGGAGACCGCAUUUCAACCACAGUAAAGGAGGUGCAGCGCUUCAUUUGCUUUGACAAUUACUAUCGGAGGAUUAUGAACGGGAGCUGUUGGCUGUUGUCAGAGCCCUGACCGCGUGGAGGCACUGGAUCGAGGGGGCAAAACACCCUUUCCUCGUCUGGACUGACCACCGUAACCUGGACAUCUGGGCAGCGAGGGGUAAGAAUCCAAGGUGGACCUUGUUCUUCACCCGGUUUGAUUUCACACUGUCCUAUAUACCAGGCACAACGAACGUGAAGGCAGACGCACUGUCACGGCUGUACGACACAGAGGAGAGGCCCAAAGACAACACCCCCAUACUCCCGGGCCUCCUGCAUUGUGGCGCCGGUAGUGUGGGCGGUGGACGCGGACAUAGAGCGGGCGUUACGCACAGAGCCAUCUCCACCUCGGUGCCCAGCUGGGCUGCGGUACGUGCCCUUCUCUUGUCCGUGAUCGUCUUAUCUAUUGGGCACACACGUCCCCCUCCUCUGGUCACCCAGGCAUCGGCCGUACAGUGCGCUGCCUGACCGGGAGGUACUGGUGGCCUACCUUGGCUAAGGACGUGAGGGUGUAUGUCUCCUCCUGCUCGGUGUGCGCCCAGAGUAAGGCACCUAGGCACCUCUCAGCGGGUAAAUUACAUCCCUUACCAGUUCCUCCAAGGCCUUAUCGAUUGACUUCCUGACUGAUCUUCCCCUCUCUCAGGGUAACACCACCAUCCUGGUCGUUGUGGACCGCUUUUCUAAAGCCUGCCGCCUCCUUCCUCUGCCCGGUCUCCCCACGGCCCUGCUUACAGUGGAGUCCCUGUUUACUCACGUCUUCCGGCACUACGGGGUGCCAGAGAGGACAUAGUCUGACCGGUGUCCCCAGUUUACAUCUAGGGUCUGGAAGGCGUUCAUGGAACGUCUGGGGGGUCUCGUCAGCCUGACCUCUGGGUUUCACCCCGAAUCUAAUGGGCAAGGCGAGGCGUCGGGUGGGUGGCCUUUAGUACCUCGUGGAGAGGGAGGGGUACGGUCCGGAGGAGCGGUGCUGGGUCCCGGUAAGGAAUGUACUCGAUCCCUCCCUGUUGCGAGAUUUCCACCGUCGCAAUCCGGCUCGCCCUGCUCCGCGUCCUCCUGGCCGUCCCUGAGGCCGGUGUCAGCGCGCUGCUGGAGCUGCGCGUGAAGGGGGGGUACUGUCAUUACUUCCUCCGAAAGCUGCCUCCUCUCCUUGUUCGGGCAGGCGCGUUCGUCGUCACCAGCCUUCUAGCCACCGCCGCUCCUCAUCUCAUCAUUCCAUUUGUUUUGUCUUGUUUAUUACACACACCUGGUUCAUAUCCCCUCAUCAGUCCUUGUAUAAGUGUUCCCUCUGCCCCCCCCCCAUGUCUUUGUGUGUGAUUGUUUCAUGUGGAGGUGACGAUAGCUCGAUGGAGCUUUAUGUACUGUUAUCACCUGGGAUGUUCACCCGUGUUUUGUUUUUCUCCAGUGCGCCAUUACGCCGCACUGUAGUUGUUCUACGCAUUGCUGCGAACCGCUGUAUUGGCUGAAUAAACCAUUUAUUCUGUGAUUUACCCCUCCUGCGCCUGACUCCGUCCAAAUCACAUUUUACAUUUUAGUCAUUUAGCAGACGCUCUUAUCCAGAGCGACUUACAGUUAGUGAAUACAUAUUUUUUUUAUACUGGCCCCCCGUGGGAAUCGAACCCACAACCCUGGCGUUGCAAAAGCCAUGCUCUAUCAACUGAGCUACAUCCCUGCCAGCCAUUCCCUCCCCUACCCUGGACGACGCUGGGCCAAUUGUGCGCCGCCCCAUGGGUCUCCCGGUCGCGGCCGGCGGCGACAGAGCCUGGAUUCGAACCAGGAUCUCUAGUGGCACAGUUAGCACUGCGAUGCAGCGCCUUAGACCACUGCGCCACUCCGCUACACUGGUUCAGCUUUAAAGCUGCCUCUAGUUAAACAGAGCAGAAAAUAUAUCCAUUAUUCAUGCUUAUUUCUUUAACGUUUUUUUCCCCUGUUUUCCAGUAAUGCAGGUUCAUAUGCUGGAGAGACAGUUUCCAUACCAGGGUUGUUGUGUUUAUGAGGGCACAACUUGGGAAAAAACUAAAUGAGCGUCAAAGCAGGACCUUACUGCGUUUCAUGACAACUGAACGGGACCCAGUUCUCUCUCUCUCUCCAGUCUGAGGUGGCAGAUAGCUUAGUGGUUAAGAGCGUUGUGCCAGUAACUGAAAGGUUGCUGGUUCUAAUCCCUGAGCCGACUAGGUGAAAAAUCUGUCGAUGUGCCCUUGAGCAAGGCAUUUAACCCUAAUUGCACCCGUAAGUUGAUCGUGAUAAGAGCGUCUGCUAAAUGACAAAAAAUUGAGGCUGUGGUCCUUCCAGCUCUUUUCUAAGCAGAGAGGCAGAAGGCCUUCUUUCCGUAGAGGAUACAUGUCACAUCAAAUCAAAUCAAAAUGUAUUUGCCACAUGCGCUGAAUACAACAGGUUUAUACAUUACCGUGAAAUGCUUACUUACAGCCCUUAACCAACAAUGCAUUAAUUUUUUUAUAAAAAAGUAAAAUAAAACAACAACAACAGAAGAGUGUUGAGAAAAAAAGAGCAGAAGUAAAAUAAAAUAACAGUAGGGAGGCUAUAUACAGGGGGGCCCGGUGCAGAGUCAAUGUGCGGGGGCACCGGCUAGUUGAGGUAGUUGAGGUAAUAUGUACAUGUGGGUAGAGUUAAAGUGACUAUGCAUAAAUAAUUAACAGAGUAGCAGCAGCGUAAAAAGAUGGGGUGGGGGUGGGGGGGCAAUGCAAAUAGUCCGGGUAGCCAUGAUUAGCUGUUCAGGAGUCUUAUGGCUUGGGGGUAGAAGCUGUUGAGAAGCCUUUUGGACCUAGACUUGGCGCUCCGGUACCGCUUGCCGUGUGGUAGCAGAGAAGCACAGCUCCCGCUCAGCCCAGUCAAAACUGUUCGCUGCUCUGGCACCCCAAUGGUGGAACAAGCUCCCUCACGACGCCAGGACAGCGGAGUCACUCACCACCUUCCGGAGACAUUUGAAACCCCACCUCUUUAAGGAAUACCUGGGAUAGGAUAAAGUAUUCCUUCUAACCCCCCCCCCCCCCCCCCCCCCAAAUUGUAAAGUGGUUAUCCCACUGGCUAUAGGGUGAACGCACCAAUUUGUGAGUCGCUCUGGCUAAGAGCGUCUGCUAAAUGACUAAAAUGUAAAUGUAAAUGUAGAACAGUCUAUGACUAGGGUGGCUGGAGUCUUUGACAAUUUUGAGGGCCUUCCUCUGACACCGCCUGGUAUAGAGGUCCUGGAUGGCAGGAAUCUUGGCCCCAGUGAUGAACUGGGCCGUACGCACUACCCUCUGUAGCGCCUUACGGUCGGAUGCCGAGCAGUCGCCAUACCAGGCAGUGAUGCAACCAGUCAGGAUGCUCUCGAUGGUGCAGCUGUAUAACUUUUUGAGGAUCUGAGGACCCAUGCCAUGUAGCAGGAAGUUUCUGUUUAUUUAUUGGACUGAUUCCACAGCUUAUUCCUGCUCUAUAAAUGCCUAGCAUUGUUGUCCCCUUAGGCCCUAGCAUAGCAUAGCAUUCUACCUCUAGGCCCUAGCAUUCCCUAGCAUAGCAUUCUACCCCUAGGCCCUAGCAUUCCCUAGCAUAGCAUAGCAUUCUCCCCCUAGGCCAUAGCAUUCCCUAGCAUAGCAUAGCAUUCUACCCCUAGGCCCUAGCAUUCCCUAGCAUAGCAUAGCAUUCUACCUCUAGGCCCUAGCAUUCCCUAGCAUAGCAUUCUACCUCUAGGCCCUAGCAUUCCCUAGCAUAGCAUUCUACCUCUAGGCCCUAGCAUUCCCUAGCAUAGCAUUCUACCUCUAGGCCCUAGCAUUCCCUAGCAUAGCAUAGCAUUCUACCUCUAGGCCCUAGCAUUCCCUAGCAUAGCAUUCUACCUCUAGGCCCUAGCAUUCCCUAGCAUAGCAUUCUACCUCUAGGCCCUAGCAUUCCCUAGCAUAGCAUUCUACCUCUAGGCCCUAGCAUUCCCUAGCAUAGCAUUCUACCUCUAGGCCCUAGCAUUCCCUAGCAUAGCAUUCUACCUCUAGGCCCUAGCAUUCCCUAGCAUAGCAUUCUCCCCCUAGGCCAUAGCAUUCCCUAGCAUAGCAUUCUACCCCUAGGCCCUAGCAUUCCCUAGCAUAGCAUAGCAUUCUCCCCCUAGGCCAUAGCAUUCCCUAGCAUAGCAUUCUACCUCUAGGCCCUAGCAUUCCCUAGCAUAGCAUAGCAUUCUCAUGACGUGCCUAGAGCAGUCAGACUGUGGGCCAUUGAGUUAUACAGACACUAAAACACUGCGUUUGGGUCAUUAAUUGUGUGUGCGUGGGUGUGUGUUUGUGUGAGUGCGUACGUGUGCAUACGUGUGUAUCCACGCAUACUUUAGUAGUGAGCGAUUCAUUAUUUAGAAAUACUGCUAGCUAGAUCAGCAAAUGUUUGUCAAGAAAUGAAUGAUUGUGAAGACAAGAGAUCCAGAUGUUAAUAAUCAACAAGUCGUAUCAUCAGUCUGUCUGUUGUUCCUGUGAUUCCUGUCAGUGAGAUAACAGAGUGGAUCAGCUCGACCACAAAUGUUUUUAGCUUGUGAAUUUGACAGCUUCAAUCGGGAAGUGAAACAAAAACAAGUUUAUCGUUUUUUAUUUUUUUAUUUAGCAACUGCCAGAAUUCUCUCUCCAAAGGUAGCCUGUAAUAUCAAGUCAUGUGAUUUAGAGAUAAGGAUAUCAUUUAUUUAUUUAAUAUAAAUUCACGGAAAGUUGAAAAGAUCUUUCUGUGUUAACUGUUGUUCUCCUAGCUUGUUUCCAUCCCUGAGUUAUUUAAGAAGCCUUGAUUAUGAAACAACUUCCUCAUCAUCUGUCCCAAAGCAUUCUGGCUAUUGGAUCAUAAUAGAAGAAGAAGAAGAGGAAGAAGAAGAAGAAGAAGAAGAAGAAGAAGAAGAAGAAGAAGAAGAAGAAGAAGAAGAGGAAGAAGAAGAAGAAGAGGAAGAUAUGGAAGGGAAAACAUGUCUUGUGCAUUUAUUCCAGUCAGUCGGUCGCUCUGUGAGAUUUUACAGUUCCCCAUACUGUGGAAUCUUGGCCUGCAGUCACACAGAACAGAACCGUUUUAAAGAGGAGUGACUCACGGGCAGACAGAGAGAGAGCGGCGGAGGGAGAGAGAGAGAGAGAGAGGGGGGAGGUAGAGAGAAAGAAAGGGGAGAGAGGGAGAGAGGACAGAGGGAGAGAUACAGACUGCGAGAAAGGGAGAGGGGGUGGAGGGAGGGAGGGAGAGAGGACAGAGGGAUAUAUGAGACAUGUUUAUAAAGCUGUUACCAGACCAGAUAAAUAAUGAGUGUGAUAUUCAGAUUAAUAUAGACCAUGUUGCCAUGUUUACCAGUCUGUUCCUGGAAGGAUUCCUCCUGCGUUCCACAUGAGGGUUUGGAUUAGGGUUAGGGCAACAUUUGGGAUACCCCUCCUCUCUGAUCCCUAUCUGAACAUGAGAUCCCUCAAUUCAAUUUCAAUUUAAGGCCUUUAUUGCCAUGAGAAACGUGUGCUAACAUUGCCAAAGCAAGUUAAAUAGAUAAUAAACAAAAAGUGAAAUCAACAAUAAAAUAUUAACAGUAAACAUUACACUCAGAAGUUUCAAAAGAUGAAUGCUAAUAGUCUGGGUAGCCAUGAUUACGGGCCCCGUGUAGCUCAGUUGGUAGAGCAUGGCGCUUGCAACGCCAGGGUUGUGGGUUCGUUUCUGACAGGGGGGGCAGUAUGAAAAUGUAUGCACUCACUAACUGUAAGUCGCUCUGGAUAAGAGCAUCUGCUAAAUGACAAAAAUGUAAAAAUUAGGAGUCUUAUGGCUUGGGGGGUAGAAGCUGUUAAGAAGCCUUUUGGACCUAGACUUGGCACUCCGGUACCGCUUGCUGUACGGUAGCAGAGAGAACAGUCUAUGACUAGGGUGGCUGGAGUCUUUGAUAAUUUUUAGGGCCUUCGUCUGACACCGCCUGGUAUAGAGGUCCUGGAUGGCAGGAAGCUUUGUUGUACGCACUACCCUCUGUAGUGCCUUGCGGUUGGAGGCCGAGCAGUUGCCAUACCAGGCAGUGAUGCAACCAGUCAGGAUGCUCUCGAUGGUGCAGCUGUAGAACUUUUUGAGGAUCUGCGGACCCAUGCCAAAUAUUUUCAGUCUCCUGAGGGGGAAUAGGCUUUGUCGUGCCCUCUUCACGACUGUCUUGGUGUGUUUGGACCAUGAUAGUUUGUUGGUGAUGUGGACACCAAGGAACCUGAAGCUCUCAACCUGUUCCUCUAAAGCCCCGGCAAUGAGAAUGGGGGUGUGCUCAGUCCUCUUUUCUUUCCUGUAGUCCACAAUCAUCUCCUUUGUCUUGAUCACGUUGAGGGAGAGGCUGUUAUCCUGGCACCACACGGCCAGAUCUCUGACCUCCUCCCUAUAGGCUGUCUCAUCGUUGUCGGUGAUCAGGCCUACCACUGUUGUGUCGUCGACAAACUUAAUGAUGAUGUUGGAGUCGUGCCUGGCCAUGCAGUCAUGGUUGAACAAGGAGUACAGGAGGGGACUGAGCACGCACCCCUGAGGGGCCCCCUUGUUGAGGAUCAGCGUGGCAGAUGUGUUGUUACCUACCCUUACCACCUGGGGGCGGCCUGUCAGGAAGUCCAGGAUCCAGUUGCAGAGGGAGGUGUUUAGUCCCAGGGUCCUUAGCUUAGUGAUGAGCUUUGAGGGCACUAUGGUGUUGAAUGCUGAGCUGUAGUCAAUGAAUAUCAUUCUCACGUAGGUGUUCCUCUUGUCCAGGUGGGAAAGGGCAGUAUGGAGUGCAAUAGAGAUUGCAUCAUCUGUGGAUCUGUUGGGCGGUAUGUAAAUUGGAGGGGGUCUAGGAUUUCUGGGAUAAUGGUGUUGAUGUGAGCCAUGACCAGCCUUUUAAAGCACUUCAUGGCUACAGACGUCAGUGCAACGGGUCGGUAGUCAUUCAGGCAGGUUAUAUUAGUGUUCUUGGGCACAGGGACUAUGGUGGUCUGCUUGAAACAUGUUGGUAUUACAGACUCAGUCAGGCACAUGUUGAAAAUGUCAGUGAAGACACUUGCCAGUUGGUCAGCGCAUGCUCGGAGUACACGUCCUGGUAAUCCGUCUGGCCCUGCGGCCUUGUGAAUGUUGACCUGCUUAAAAGUCUUACUUACAUCGGCUACGGAGAGCGUGAUCACAUAGUCAUUUUAUGCUUCAGUGUUGCUUGCCUCGAAGCGAGCAUAGAAGUUAUUUCGCUCGUCUGGUGGGCUUGUGUCACUGGGCAGCUCGCGGCUGUGCUUCCCUUUGUAGUCUGUAAGAGUUUUCAAGCCCUGCCACAUCCGACGAGCGUCAGAGCCGGUGUAGUACGAUUCAAUCUUAGUCCUGUAUUGACUUUUUGCCUGUUUGAUGGUUCGUCUGAGGGCAUAGCGGGAUUUCUUAUAAGCGUCUGGGUUAGAGUCCCGCUCCUUGAAAUCGGCAGCUCUACCCUUUAGCUCAGUGCAGAUGUUGCCUGUAAUCCAUGGCUUCUGGUUGGGGUAUGUACGUACGGUCACUGUGGGGACAACGUCAUGAUGAAGCAUGGGCAGGAGAAGGAUGAGAAAUCAACAAAAGCAUGAGAAGACUUUGCCUUUGUUUUGGUCUGUUUGUUUGUCAGUUAGGGUGUGCAGGGUGCAUACGUGGUCUGUCCUACGGCAAUUUGGUGAAAAGCCAAUUUGACAUUUGCUCGGUACAUUGUUUUCACUGAGGAAAUGUACAAGUCUGCUGUUAAUGAUAAUGCAGAGGAUUUUCCCAAGGUUGCUGUUGACGCAUGUCCCACGGUAGUUAUUGGGGUCAAAUUUGUCUCCACUUUUGUGGAUUGGGGUGAUCAGUCCUUGGUUCCAAAUAUUGGAGUGGAUGCUAGAGCUGAGGAUGGUGUAAAGAGUUUAAGUGUAGCCAAUUGGAAUUUGUGGCUGUAUAUUUUAUCAUUUCAUUUAGGAUACCAUCAACCCCACAGGCGUUUUUAGGUUGGAGGGUUUGUAUUUUGUCCUGUAGUUCAUUCAAUGUAAUUGGAGAAUCCAGUGGGUUCUGUUAGUCUUUAAUAGUUGAUUCUAAGAUUUGUAUUUGAUCAUGUAUAUGUUUUUGCUGUUUGUUCUUUGUUAUAGGGCCAAAAAGAUUGGAGAAGUGGUUUACCCAUACUUUUCCGUUUUGCAUAGAUAACUCUUUGUGUUGUUGUUUGUUUUCCAAUUUUCCCAGAAGUGGUUAGAGUCUAUGUAUUCUUCAAUUACAUUGAGCUGAUUUCUGACAUGCUGUUCCUUCUUUUUCCGUAGUGUAUUUCUGUAUUGUUUUAGUGAUUCACCAUAGUGAAGACGUAGGCUCAGGUUUCCUGGGUCUCUAUGUUUUUGGUUGGAUAGGUUUCUCAAUUUCUUUCUUAGGUUUUUGCAUUCUUCAUCAAACCAUUGUCAUUGUUGUUAAUUUCUUAGGUUGUUCGCUUCACAUUCUAGGAUUAGAUAUGGAAGCUGAGAGGUCAAACAUUACUGUUUUAGGUUUUCUCUCUCUCUCUCUCUCUCUCUCCCUCUCUCUCCUCUCUCUCGAUCUCUCUCUCUCUCUCUCUCUCUCUCUCUCUCUCUCUCUCCUCUCUCUCUCUCCCUCUCUCUCUCUCUCUCUCUCGAUCUCUCUCUCUCUAUCUCUCUCUCUCUCUCUCUCUCUCUCUCUCUCUCUCUCUCUCUCUCCUCUCUCUCUCUCUCUCUUACUAAAAAGGCUAGGAUUAGGUAGAGACAACACCUUGGCAUGUCCACACUGCCAAACUAUGUUCAGUAAAGUUUUAUUUGAAGCUUGUGAAAACUCUGCUCUCCCGCUCCUUCUCUGGAAAUGUUUUACAAACUUGUGCAAGUAUAUGUGUUUUGUAUGUUUGUGUCUGUGGCUCAGCCUGAAGCGAUUAACUGACAGUUUUACUGUCACCCCCUACCUAUCUGUAACAAACAAACACACACACACACACACACACACUCCUCCAACCACACUAUUAUGUUUUUAUUCAUUUUACACAAUCACCCGUCACCCCCCUUCCAGUAUAAGAAGCCUACUCUGGUGCUGUUCAAAGAGAAAUGGAGAGUUGAGCACCAGUGCUACUGCCCUGCUCCCUGCUCUUCCCCCUGCCCAACCACCACACUACCUCCCCCCCCCAGCCCCAGUUCCCUGCCCCAGCCUCACUGCCCUGUCUCCUGCCCAGUGCCCAACCACACUGCCCCCCCCCCAGCCCCAGUUCCCUGCCCCAGCCUCACUGCCCUGUCUCCUGCCCAGUGCCCAACCACACUGCCUCCCCCCCAGCCCCAGUUCCCUGCCCCAGCCUCACUGCCCUGUCUCCUGCCCAGUGCCCAACCACACUGCCCCCCCCCCGCCCCGCCCCGCCCCAGUUCCCUGCCCCAGCCUCACUGCCCUGUCUCCUGCCCAGUGCCCACGGAACGUAGCUGGCAGAGAGGCUCUCUGUUUGGUUGUGGAGCCUCUGGACCUCCUUCGGUGGUAAGUGGCAGCCUGGCAGUCAACCCACAGUGUGUCAGCUAGGGUCAUUUUCCUCUGAGAGACUCUGACUGAGGCAGAUUGAACUGGUGCCCAGAGUAGCGAGGACUCACAGGACACACUGUCUCCUCUGUCUCCAUUCUGUACAGGAGGGGGUUUGGUUGGUUUGGGUGCUAAGUCUUACCAGGCCUGAAUAAAGUUGUGUUACGUUGAGCCCUACUCUAUUCUAAUCUACUCUAUUCUACUCUACUCUACUCUACUCUACUCUAUUCUACUCCACUCUACUCUUUAAACAUUUUUUUAGUCAUUUAGCAGACGCUCUUAUCCAUAGCGACUUACAGGUAGUGAGUGCAUACAAUUAUUAUAUAUAUAUAUUUUUUUUUAUACUGGCCCCCCGUGGGAAUCGAACCCACAACACUGCCGUUGCAAGCGCCAUGCUCUACCAACUGAGCUACACAGGACUACUCUACUCUACUCUACUCUACUCUGCUCUACUCUACUCUAUUCUACUCUGUUCUGUUCUAUUCUAAUCUAAUCUACUCUACUCUACUCUACUCUACUCUACUCUACUCUACUCUAUUCUACUCUGUUCUAUUCUAAUCUAAUCUACUCUACUCUACUCUACUCUACUCUAUUCUACUCUGUUCUGUUCUAUUCUAAUCUAAUCUACUCUACUCUACUCUACUCUACUCUACUCUACUCUACUCUACUCUACUCUAUUCUACUCUGUUCUAUUCUACUCUAUUCUACUCUGUUCUAUUCUACUCUACUCUACUCUAUUCUACUCUACUCUAUUCUACUCUGUUCUAUUCUACUCUAAUCUACUCUAAUCUACUCUAUUCUACUCUACUCUACUCUAUUCUACUCUGUUCUAUUCUACUCUACUCUACUCUAUUCUACUCUACUCUACUCUAUUAUAUUCUAUUCUUGUUAGGUGGCAGUGCCCAGUACCCACUCCACCUCCUAG